CGUGGAAGUUACACGCAUCAACCCUAACCUAAGCUAACCUCUACUACUACUACUACUACUACUGCUACUACAGUGACCAAGAAACACACAGAAAGAUUGAAAUAGAGAAAAAGACACUUAUAAUUGUUUUUAAGUGUUUUUUUGUGUUUGUUCAUGUUUGUUGUGAAAAAUUAAGUGCUUUUGUACAUAACUUGUGUUUCGAAGUGUUGUAUUAGUUAUAGUAGUAGUUACAGUAGCCAAAAUGAAACACACACACAAGCUACCACUUAUACUACAACCACCACCCCUACUACUACUCCUACUACUGCUACUACUACCACUACUGCUACCGGUCACAGAAGCGGCUAUCGAGGAAGUUGAGAUCACGCCUUCCAGUACUAACGGGAUUGAGUUAGGAGAGCUGUCUUACCCACAAUUCCUCUUCGCUUGUAUUAUAUUUAUCAAGUUAGUAACGUUGUAUGCUGUGGGAGUCUUACCAGUGGAAAUCAAUCUGGGAGAGAAGUUUGGAUUUGAAUACUACGAUGACUACGACUACUAUGAUGACUUUGAAAGGUUAGGAACGGAAGUUAGGAACGUGCCGGUGGAGAUACAGAGAAGGAGAGGUCACGAUGAAAAGCCAAGGAUGUUACAGCACCCGUUGCCCGGCCUGGCUCUGGACUGCACCCUUCAAUAUAUCUGCGAGGUGGACCGAUGGACACUGAGAUCACACGCCUCCCUACCUGAGAAAAUGCUCGCUUACAUAUUCAGGAAUGAGAAGGCCGUGUUUACCAAGAGAGAAGGAGUGACGUACGGUGGUCUGGGCACGUGUAGGGAGAUGUACCCGUGUCCACUCGAUAUUCAGACCGUGGUGGGCAUUAAGAUCCCUGGCUCACAGCAGGACAUUUAAACUACUACUGCUGCUGCUGCUACUACUACUACUACUACUACUUCUGCUGCUACUGAUGGGCCCUAAGAUCCCUGGCUCACAGACUACUACUACUACUACUGCUACUGCUGCUCGUGGUACUGGUGGGCCCCAAGAUUCCUAGCUCACAGCAGGAUAUUUAAACUACUACUACUACUACUACUACCACUACUACCUCUACCACCACCACCACUACUACUUAACCUAACCUAACCUUAUUUAUUUAUUUAUUUAUCUAUCUAUUUUAUCUCACUGUAAUUAUCAUCACAUUUUUUUCAUCCAUCAUUAUUUAUUUAUUUAUUUCUCUCCAUUCAUUCAUUCAUUCAUUUGUUUUUUUCACUGUUCUUCGUAUGAGUGGGUGGCAAUUUUCACUGUCCUUCGUUCACUGUGUCCAUAAACCAACGAAUUAAUCUGUAUUUUCUUCUUCUUCUCGUUUUUUUUUUUCUAUUUUCGCUCGUGUGUAUACUGUGUGUGUGUGUAUGUGUGUUCUCAUAACGUUGUAUUUACUCAUCAAUUAAUCUAACUAUUGUAACUAUUUUUUCUGUAUAUUUUUUGUAUUUCACCAAAAAAUAUACUACUUAGCCAUUCCAAUGUACCGUUUUCUUCAAUAGAGGGAGCGCUGUGGCUGUUUGUGUGUAUGUAUUACCAUCUUACACUGUAGCAUACUUGUCAGGCUACGCUAUGUGGUGUGUUAGCGUGAAGUUAGCGUUACAGACCAUAACUUUGUGUGAAUAAGGUUAAUUACACUCUAAGAUAAGGAAAUAAUACAAGAAAUGAUUGACAAGCUGGCCUGCUGGUGCGUGAAGGUAAAAAAAGAAAAUUGUUUAAGUUACCCAUUCCAAUAUUAAAAGUUACAUUAGUCACCCAUUUAAAUAUAUUGUUUUCUGCAAUUAAGUGAGAAAUAUUGUUGUUUUUUUAUGUAUAUAUUAAAAAAUUACAUUAGUCGACCAUUUAAAUAUACCGUUUUCUUCAAUUAAGUAAAGAAUAUAGCUAGUUUUGUGUGUAUAUUAAAAAAUUACACUAGUGGGCCAUUUAAAUAUAGCGUUUUCUUCAAUUAAGAGAGAAAUAUUGUUGUUGUUUUUCUAUAUAUUGGGAAAUCAUAUUAGUGGGUCAUAAAAAUAUAGCGUUUUCUUCCAUUAAUUAAGGUGUUUGGCCAGGGAAAGGGUGUGGUCUGCCAAACACUGCACAAAACACUACAAAAAAAAGGCCAUUUAUUACAAUUUCUUUAAGGCAAACACUGUAAAAAGAACAACA
Molecule: messenger RNA, 2158 nt
Organism: Portunus trituberculatus (swimming crab)
Lineage: Eukaryota; Metazoa; Arthropoda; Malacostraca; Decapoda; Portunidae
Exons: 3
Coding region: 242-886 (214 amino acids)
Source: RefSeq, a predicted model, not a curated record